Messenger RNA from Arachis duranensis, 3042 nucleotides. RefSeq names its product KIN17-like protein. Gene Ontology annotation, cellular component: nucleus. Bases 2330 to 2836 code for a protein of 168 amino acids. The transcript is spliced from 3 exons. Gene Ontology annotation, biological process: DNA replication; DNA damage response. NCBI's taxonomy places the organism in Eukaryota, Viridiplantae, Streptophyta, Magnoliopsida, Fabales, Fabaceae. The record is from RefSeq and is a predicted model, not a curated record. Gene Ontology annotation, molecular function: double-stranded DNA binding.
UGUCUUCUUCAUCUUCUUCUCUCCUCUUCCUAUCCUCUUUCUCUGCUACUCGAUCUCUCUCAUCUGUCUCACUGUACGUCGCACGCAAGAUGCCAUCAUUUUGCUGGGAUGCCCUAGCUAAUUACCCAACCCAACAACCUUAGCUCCACACAAUGGCUAAACGCGAACUCAUCCCUCCCAUCACCUUCGAGCUCCUCCUUCCUCUCUCCGUCAUCGAUCUCACUCCCUCGCCUCCGUCCAUCUCCCGCCGCCGUCGCCGAAACGAGCUUCGAAGCCACCGUCGUUAUCGUGCAGCUUUGUUCCACCAUUGUGCAGCUACUGUUUCAGCUUUGAAAGCACCGUCGCGCAGCUCGGUUCCAUCGUCGCCGGGCUCGCCUCCUUUUUCCGUCGAGCAGCUCUGUUCCAUCGUCGCCGGCGCUAUCUCUGUUCCACCUGUCAUCCCUUCGGUCGUGCCCUUGUCCCCCUCUUGCCCAGGAUCUACUCUGCUCUGUUCUAGGACUUCUAGCUUCUAGGCAAAUUGAUCUUGGCUUUGAAGCUGAGCUCCUCAAUUUCUUCCUUGGAUGCCUAACUAUUCAACUCAUGAAGAUCAACUUGAUGCUCUCCAUCCGUUGGAGUCAGUUAUAGCUGUUAUAGUUUGUUAGUGCCUGCUGGCAGUUAGUUAUCUCAGAGUGUACGGGUUUGUAUAUAAUCAUAUGAUCUCAGGUAUUGGACUUAAUUCCAUUCACAAUACAAACUCAGUUUUUGCAUUCCUUUACUUAUAUCUAUACUUCAGCAUGGAACUUCAUAUUGAACUUUGUCCGUCCAUAAAAGAAUUAAUAGGUGAUUUACAUUAUCAAUUCCGAAAUUAUUUUUGAAUACUUGUUCACUGAUGGCUAAAGAUGUGAAAACCAAUUAACCUGAGACCAAUCUAGAAUCCGUCGUACUAGUAGAUAAUAGAAGCCCCCCUUAUUAACCUGAGACCAUAGCCCCAAAGAUCUAUGGGUUUGCCACCGCAUCAACCAUGAAACCAACCCAAUGGAGCUAUAAGUUUGUGGGCUCAAAUCAUUACUUUAGUACUUCUUUUUUAAUAUAAGAUCUUCAAUAUUCAUGAUUAUAUUUUCUACUGUAGAUCCUGGAGGUGGAAUCAACCAAAUUUCAGGGGAAUGUACUAUUUCAGGAGAUGUUAGGUUUAUGCUCUAGGAAAUUACAAUCAAUCUAGAUUUUUCUUUUAGGAAUGGUUUUGAUAUGGCAUUAGUGAUGUUUUUAUUUUGUGUGUUGCAGGUUAACCCCAUUUUACAAGUAAGCAACAUCUUAUAAUAUGGCCAAAGUUGUGCUCUUUUUGGAACUUUGGAUCCAAUUUUUUAUUCUUUGUUUUACUAGUAUAUUUCAUUUGCAAAGUAAUUCUCUAAAGGUAGAAGAAAACAUGUGAGAUUCAGAUAUUUCAAUGAUUUUUCAAGCAUAUCCUGCGGUCUAAUACUUUGUUCAGUGUGAAGGAUGUAGUGACAAAGCUGCAAGAAUAUGUGGACAACAUUAAUCUCAACAUACAUAAGCUAGAAACACGGGGUCCUGUUUCAAAAUAUGUCUUGCCUGAUGAUGACUUAAGGGGAAGGUUUGACUUAUUUAUCCUCCACUAUAUAUAGCUAUUAAGGUUUGGAUCCCUUGAUUUUUAAUUUUCACGUAUGUGUAGCUAUUAAGGCUUCCUUUGCAUUCUUCUACAACCUUACUCUAACUUUUGAUGAGGAAAAUUAUGGAAUAGCUUGUGAUCUUAAUUCCAAAGGCUACCAUGUUUUGUCCAAAGCAACUGAAGUAGUUGGGCAUGUGAAGCCUUACUCAAUUACUGGAAGUUUGCCACUCAUUCGGGAGCUACAGGAUGAAGGUUUUGAUGUCCAAACUACUGGAUGGCCUUCCUAAGAACAAAUUUAUACACGUUGAAUCUUGAUGUAGAUAAGAAACAAGUUACUCACUUGCAUUUCAUGUUACUAUUAGGUCUAAUGGCUACAUACCAUGCCCAGAAUGAGUACUGCUUGAUUGAUAGACUUUGGCAGAGUCAAACGAUAUAGUUUCACUGAAAUUUUGGGUGAUGAUUGGAUACAAAAGCACACAAAAAAAUUCCAGCAAAACCUUGAAGACUAUCAAAGAAGCUCAUGGAAUGAGGUGCUAGGCUUGUUGAAGCUAGACAACAACAACGAAUCACUGGCAAAAGAUGUAGAAAUUGAGUCCAUGAAAGAGAAGUUAAAGUUGUUCAACAUUCAAUUUGAGGAAAUAUGUUGCACUUAGUCUAAAUGGUUUGGCAGCUAUGAAAUACGGAAAGAGAUAAUAGUAUCCGUAGAAAACAUGUUGUUGCCGGCAUAUGGAAGCUUCGUUGGAAGGCUCCAGGAUGUUCUUGGCAAAGCUUCUUAUGACUAUAUACAGUAAGGAAUGCUUGAAAUUAAAGCUCGGCUCAACCUUGGAAGAAUUGAUAAGGGAGGAGGAGAAGAAAAAAGAGAAAAUCAACAGGAAGGACUAUUGGUUGCGUGAGGGAAUCAUUGUUAAGGUUAUGAGCAAGGCCUUGGCAGAGAAGGGGUACUACAAGCAAAAGGGUGUGGUGAGAAAGGUGAUUGACAAAUAUGUUGGGGAAAUUGAUAUGCUUGAAAGCAAGCAUGUGCUGAGAGUCGAUCAGGAAGAGCUUGAAACUGUGAUUCUACAAGUUGGGGGCCGUGUAAAAAUUGUCAAUGGUGCAUAUCGUGGAUCAACUGCGAAACUUUUGGGAGUGGAUACGGAUCAUUUUUGUGCAAAGGUGCAGAUAGAGAGAGGUGCCUAUGAUGGCAGGGUACUCAAAGUUGUGGAAUAUGAAGACAUUUAUAAAAUAGCACAAUGAGUUUGAUGAGAAUAAUAACCAAGUGAUUUUGUGUUAAGUUGGUUGAAUAACAUUGUUUGUUCUUAUGUAUCUGUCUGUAGUUUAUCAGUUUUAUCUAUAUGUGAGAUCAGUCAUGUCGAUAAUCUUCUUGAUUAAUGAACUUCUACAAUGUUAUACGUGCAAUUAAAUGAUUAAUGAACUUCUUGAUUUAGAACGUAAUGGUUCAA